ACGAUUCUUAUAAAGAGCCAAGAUUCGAUUGUCAAAUGAACCAUCGCAGGCGAGGUUUCAUGAAUACUGCUUAGGUAGAGUAAACAAAAUUCGAUUCUAAAUUGUACCGAGGUCAAAGGGUGUUGUGAUGGCUACUGAGCAAAAUCUGACCAAAUAGCAAUGAGCAGGUAAGAGAAUAGUAAGACAGGUGGAGGACAAGGUGGCAGCAAAUGGCCAAUUUUGGUAGUUAGGUCAAGACGUCCAGCUUGCCAUUGGCGGAAGCGAUGAAAAGCCGAGUAAAAAUGGCAUUCAGCGGCUGCUAAGCGAAACUUAAGCGGUAAAACAGCCUCAAGAGCCUUCCAACUUUGGGUCAUUCUACAACAGACGCUGAUGAGGUCUAGCGCUAUCUCAAUUACGCAUACUAUGGUCGGAAAACCCCAACAACUGCCCAGACCAAGAGCAAUGUCAGCUUGCCACCUCUCCUCUGAAGACCUUCCAAAGUCAAGCAAAGAACGAUACACGAACUGGUUCCGUACUAAACCGCUAAGCCUUACGCACGAACAAGCUAUCGAGCUAAUCAACGACGCCAACCUUGCGCCAGAGAAACUCCGAAUCUUGACGUAUCGCUUUACCUGGCGCCUUCAAGCGCUCGAGUGCGGGACGAUGUCCAAUCAGGUCUUGCUUGAGCAGUUCCUUCCCAUCUUCGAUAUGAUCUUCUUCUUCGACCUCCUCCAGCCAGAACUCUGUCAACUUCGCUUCAUCGCCAAAGGCGCCCCAAAAUGGAUCGCAAAUUUCGAAAAGAAGUCAGGCCGGAUGAAUGCCUACACGAACCGCUGCGAGCGCAAAGAAAGUAGCAUCAUAUCAAGAAUCACGUUUUUCGAAAAAGACCUGGCAGAUGACAAAACACAAACUCUGGCGCAUCUGGGAACACUUGCCCAUGAGAUGUUGCAUUCGUUCUUCCACAUUUACGUUUGCCGUUGCGAGGAGAAAUGCAAGGCUCAUUUGAAGGAGAAGAAUGGUCUGACGGGACAUGGGCUUCCAUGGCAUAGGUGCGCCUUGACGAUUGAGACUGCGUUGCAGAAAGCUUUGGAUCCAAGCAUACACCUGAGUAGGACUCUAGUAAUGGCAAAAGAACUGAAUCAGAGGAACGAAUCAACAAGUACCAUGCCGUUAGGUGAACUAGGCUUGGUAGUAUCAGAGGUUGAGCACAGAAUCGCCCAGUAUAAAUCUAUGGUUAAGACAAAAGUCAAGGAAGUCAAGGGCGACGGUCCAGAAAGCGAUGACAGUGAGGGCACUGCAUCUGACGGUACUGUAUGUUAGGUCUGUGAGUUUGGAUCCCUUUCAGGAUUAAUUGAAAUUAGUAGACUUGCCAGGAUAGAUCUCCCUAAGGCGUUUACUGUAGAGAGUCAAUAACUUGCAAAGCCUCUCGAGUUGUAUAUGAAAGGAUUGAGUUCGUGCUCAAAUCACUGACCAGGUAACUAUCCCCAACACAGAAUCUCUAAUACUGAUUUGAUACUUGUCACUUUCUUUGACCCAGUGACUCGGUUCGAAGCUAACGCUUG
This is a messenger RNA of Mollisia scopiformis, 1541 nucleotides long. RefSeq lists its product as uncharacterized. NCBI's taxonomy places the organism in Eukaryota, Fungi, Ascomycota, Leotiomycetes, Helotiales, Mollisiaceae. The coding region runs from base 370 to 1299 and encodes 309 amino acids. The transcript has a single exon. The record is from RefSeq and is a predicted model, not a curated record.